Molecule: messenger RNA, 1300 nt
Organism: Micropterus salmoides (largemouth bass)
Lineage: Eukaryota; Metazoa; Chordata; Actinopteri; Centrarchiformes; Centrarchidae
Product: zona pellucida sperm-binding protein 4-like
Exons: 9
Biological process (GO): prevention of polyspermy; binding of sperm to zona pellucida
Cellular component (GO): egg coat
Molecular function (GO): structural constituent of egg coat; acrosin binding
Source: RefSeq, a predicted model, not a curated record
CAACAGCCUGGCUCACCCCUAGGGCCUGGGUCGCCGCAAGGGUCUUCAUCCCCGCAACAGCCUGGCUCACCCCUAGGGCCUGGGUCGCCGCAAGGGUCUUCAUCCCCACAACUGCCUGGAUUGCCCCAAGAACCUUCAUCCCCGCAAAUUCAUCCAACCAGAGCGCGGCCGCAACGGCCUGCAUGUCCGCAACGGCCUGGAGCGCUCCUAGGGCCCGGAUCACCCCAAGGGCCCCCAUCCCCACAACAGCCUUCAUCCCCGCAAGGGCCGCAACUACCAACAUUGCCAACGACACAUGGUUGUGGCAUCCCCACAGGAGAGCAGGUGACUUGUGGCCAGUCAGGAAUAUCGUCCUCAGACUGUGAGAUGAUGGGAUGCUGUGUGGAUUCUUCUACAUCUACCUGCUACUACCCAAUGGAUGAGUGCACUGUUGAUCAACACUUUGUGUUCGCCAUUCGUGCCAACUCUGCAUCAAUCCCUGUGGACCCCACCAAGCUUGUUGUUUCUGGGAGUACAAACUGUAAACCAGUCAUUGUCAACGACAAAGUUGCCAUCUUUAAGUUCAAAAAUUCAGAAUGUGGAGUUCAUGCUUAUGAAGUUGGUGAGACGAUGAUCUACCUGGCUGAAGUGCAGACUGUCGUCCAAUCUCUGACCCUCCAGUAUGGCGUAAUUGCAACACGUGAUCCACUCAGGUUCAUGGUUGAGUGUCGCUAUAGCAAAGCAGGCGUUGCUCCGCAGUCACUAACCAGCAUUGGCUACAUGGUGAAGACCCCGAGUUCCACCUUGCCGUCAGCGGUCCUCUCUAAUGGCUUAUAUGCUGUUGACUUGAGAAUUGCUAAAGAUCAGACGUAUUCAAGCUACUUGCCCACAAAUAAUCAGCCCUUGCGACUGCUCCUUGGCAGUCCAGUCUAUCUUGAACUGCGCCUGAUAUCACCAAAACCAGAUGCGGUAAUCCUUGUCAACUACUGUGUAGCUUACCCUCGCUCUGCAAGGAAUGCACUGGUGCUUAUUUAUGAAGGGUGUCCCAACCUUUAUGCUCCAAAUGUGUCCCUCCUUAAAAUCAUUGACUGCAAAAAUCGUCAUCAGAGGCGGUUUGUGGUUGAAGCCUUCCAGUUUAUGGUUCAAAAGACAAACAAAUACCUUGAUGAAGAAAUCUAUUUCAUGUGCUCUACAGAAGUGUGUUUACCAGCAGAUAGGCCAUGUGAACAACGGUGCUUUGAUGGAAAGGCACCAUAAGGAUGCUGCAGAAGACUUAAGGAGGGGGGGGGGGGGAAUAAAUCGCAUUUUAUAACACGGUAAA